Molecule: messenger RNA, 864 nt
Organism: Cynara cardunculus var. scolymus (artichoke)
Lineage: Eukaryota; Viridiplantae; Streptophyta; Magnoliopsida; Asterales; Asteraceae
Product: nuclear transcription factor Y subunit B-3-like
Exons: 1
Coding region: 230-793 (187 amino acids)
Biological process (GO): regulation of transcription by RNA polymerase II
Cellular component (GO): nucleus; CCAAT-binding factor complex
Molecular function (GO): RNA polymerase II cis-regulatory region sequence-specific DNA binding; protein heterodimerization activity; DNA-binding transcription activator activity, RNA polymerase II-specific
Source: RefSeq, a predicted model, not a curated record
AAUCACGCUUGCCACGUAACCUUUUCUUAUCGAUAAACAAACGGCUAUCAUUUUGCCACGUGUCACUAUUGAUGUAUUAUUACACCCUCGAUCCAACGGACCGCGGUACUCGUUUCCUCAGCUCUCAAUCCUUCCCCCCCAACAUUCCCGGAGCUCCGGCAAUCUCUUCUCCAGCCGGAGAUCUACUUCCUCGAUUUUGGCGCCAAAUAAUUCGAAUAUUGUAACGGCUAUGGCGGAUUCCGAUAACGAAUCAGGUGGCCACAACGCUGGCGGCGAUUUAUCGGCGAGGGAGCAAGACAGGUUUCUGCCGAUUGCUAACGUGAGCCGAAUCAUGAAGAAGGCGUUACCGGCGAACGCGAAGAUCUCGAAGGAUGCGAAGGAGACGGUGCAGGAGUGUGUGUCGGAGUUCAUCAGUUUCAUAACCGGUGAGGCGUCGGAUAAGUGCCAGAGAGAGAAGAGGAAGACGAUAAACGGCGACGAUCUGCUGUGGGCGAUGACGACGUUAGGGUUUGAAGAAUACGUUGAGCCUCUGAAGGUGUAUUUAGCAAAGUAUAGGGAAAUGGAAGGAGAGAAGACCACCAUGGGAAGGCCAGGGGAGAAGGAGGGAGGUGGAGAUGCAACGGCAGGCGGCGGCGGUGGCUAUAACGGGAUGUACGGAGGGUAUCAACAAAUGUACAAUUCGGGUCAGUAUCAUCAAACGGGUAUGGGUGUGGGUAGUCCGACGGGCAGCUUGGGAAGAUCGGGCAGCUUUGGUAGGGGCGGUGGCGCUCCAUCUUUGAAGCCAGGUAGGUGAGGUGGCCAAGUGGGUUGGUUAUGAGGAGUCAAAUUAAAGAGAAAAGAGAAAAAAAAAGUCUACUUUUUUAU